This is a messenger RNA of Xiphias gladius (swordfish), 4701 nucleotides long. Its product is annotated as mitogen-activated protein kinase-binding protein 1-like. NCBI's taxonomy places the organism in Eukaryota, Metazoa, Chordata, Actinopteri, Istiophoriformes, Xiphiidae. The record is from RefSeq and is a predicted model, not a curated record. Gene Ontology annotation, molecular function: protein binding. Bases 1 to 4629 code for a protein of 1542 amino acids. The transcript has 33 exons.
AUGCCAGGCGAUGGAUUCACGAUUAAAAGUCGCAUCAGGAAUUUGCUGCGUUCGCCCUCGACCAAGCAAAGGAAGAACAGGAGAGAGAACCUCACCGGCAAGGUGACUCUGGAGAAGGUUCUGGGCAUCACAGCUUCAGGAAACAGUGGUCUGACCUGUGACCCCCGAUCUGGACUCGUGGCCUACCCUGCUGGAUGUGUGGUAGUCUUGCUGAACCCCAAAAAGAACAGACAGCACCACAUCAUCAACACUUCAAGAAAGACCAUCACGGCUCUGUCUUUCUCCCCUGACGGCAAGUACUUGGUCACAGGAGAGAGCGGUCACCUACCAGCGGUGAGACUGUGGAACGUGGCAGAGCGAAGACAGGUGGCGGAGCUCCAGCAGCACAAAUAUGGCGUCUCAUGUGUGGCUUUCUCCCCCAACAGCAAAUACAUUGUCAGCGUGGGAAACCAACAUGACAUGUUGGUCAACGUCUGGGCGUGGAAGAAAGAUGUUGUUGUAGCAGCCAACAAGGUAUCCAGUAAGGUGACGGGUGUGUCUUUCUCCGAGGACAGCUCCUACUUUGUAACUGUGGGAAACAGACAUGUCAAGUUCUGGUAUCUGGAUCACUGCAAGGCCAGCAAGGCCAGUGCUCCUGUCCCUCUGCUGGGCCGCUCGGGCCUGCUGGGAGAGCUGAGGAACAACUUUUUCUGUGAUGUGGCCUGUGGGCGGGGUUCUAAGUCUGACUCCACUUUCUGCAUAACCUCCUCUGGUCUGCUGUGUGAGUUUAACAGCAAGAGGAUGCUGGACAAGUGGGUGGACCUACGGACGAGCGUGGCCCAGUCUCUGUCUCUGUCGGAGGAUAUGAUCUUCUGUGGCUGCGCUGAUGGAAUGGUGCGAGCCUUCAGUCCCGUCGACCUGCACUUUGUCUGCAGGCUGCCACGACCUCACCCCCUUGGCACUGACGUCUCGGACAUUACUGAGGCCAGCCACCUAUUUUCCACCAAAGCAGAUGACCGUUACCCAGCUGCCAUUGCUGUUACCUAUGACCCCAUCAGCCACUGCCUCACCUGUGUGUAUAAUGACCACAGUCUGUAUGUGUGGGAUGUGAGAGAUGUCAGCAGAGUGGGGAAGGUGCACUCUGCCCUAUUCCAUGCGGCUUGUGUCUGGGACCUGGAGGUGUUCCCAGAUGUUCCUGGGGAAAUGGGCACGGGUUUGUCAUCGGGCGCAUUUCUCAGUUGCUCAGCUGAUAAUACCAUCAGAGUGUGGCACAUGGAGGACCGGUCUCAAACUCAUGUUCAUUUUCAGAAUAUCCUCAGCAGUGACCUCUUGAAUAUAAUCUACAUAGACGGAAACACUGGUGCAUUAGUGGAUCCAGAAUGUAUGACAAAUGUGAAUGCUGAUAAAUCAGGGGAUGGACAGACAACAGAAAGCAGGACAGGCAUCAGGACCAUCUGUGUCAGUCCAGACGGCAAACACCUGGCAUCUGGAGAUCGCAACGGGAUGCUGAGGGUUCAUGACAUCAGCAGCAUGGAGGAGAUCCUGAAAGUGGAGGCCCAUGAUGCUGAGAUACUCUGCCUUGAGUACAGUAACCCAGAAACAGGUCUGAAGCUGCUGGCCACAGCUAGCAGGGACCGUCUGAUCCAUGUGUUGGAUGCUGAGGAUGACUACGGUCUGGUACAGACACUCGACGAGCACUCUUCAGCCAUAACAGCUGUCCGCUUUGCUGCCAAUGACAACAAGGUGAGGAUGAUCAGCUGUGGGGCAGACAAGAGCAUAUAUUUCCGCACUGCACACAAGACUGACAGAGGAACAGAGUUCAGGCGUUCUCACCACAUGGUGAGGAAGACCACACUGUAUGACAUGGGUGUAGACCCCACUUGCAAGUAUGCUGCUGUCGGCUGCCAAGACCGCUGCAUCAGGAUUUUUAACAUCAGCAGUGGCAAACAGAAGAAACUUUACAAAGGAUCACUGAGUGAAGAUGGAAGUCUGCUCAAGGUACAAAUCGAUCCUUCGGGUCAAUAUGUCGCCACAAGCUGUUCCGAUAAAAACAUCAGCAUCUUUGACUUUUACACUGGGGAGUGUGUCGCCACAAUGUUUGGACAUUCUGAGAUUGUCACUGGGAUGAAGUUUACCAACGACUGCAAGCAUUUGAUUUCUGUGUCAGGCGACAGCUGUAUCUUUGUCUGGCGACUGGCUCCAGAGCUGACAAUUAGCAUGAGAGAGAGGCUCUGCCAACUCCGACAAAACCCAAACACACCACCAUGCAGGACCUCCAGUCUCAGACGGGAGGUGUACAGCGCCCCCACUCUGGGUGGUUUGUCCUCAGACAGUGACCACGAGCAGGAGGGAGAGGAUGGAGCAGAGAACGCCGACCCCCACGACCUAGAAGACAGCAGAACCAAUACUUCCUCUGACAGCAGCCAUGGAGAGGAGGACACAGGAGGCUCAGAUGAAGGACAGGACUGGGAACUAUCAAAGCACGGAGUCAUCAGCCUGGUCACCCCUGACUCUGCUAAGCGUCCUCGGAGGCGCUGGUCUCAUCGUAUGGGCUCUCUGGAGCUGAUGGUUAAAUCCAUGCUGGACCUGAGGCAGCUGGAGACGUUUGCUCACAAGAAAAACCAAAACUGCCCCCCUCAUGAUAGUAAGAGACAGAGCACGUCCAGCCUCCAGGAGCCCAUGUUGGAGGAGAGAGCCAAGAGGCAUCGGCCCUGGCCACACACUGACUGGCUGUCCUCAAACCCAUCCAAGGGCAUCAAAGGGACUGAUGGAGCUGUGCUAUACCCCGAGGAGAAUGAGGACGACACAAGUCUACAGGACAGUGAUUACAUGGUGAAGGAGCAGCACUGCAGGACGCAAGGACAAGGUAUCCGCAGUGAGAGUCAGGACAGCCGCAGCCCAGACAGUGCUUGCUCCCUGGGCUACCACAGCAGGGAGUCCAGCCUUGAUCAUGUUCUGGAUGAUUCUGCAGAUGUGGAGUCCCUGAGCCAAGACAGCUCUGAUGAGGAGAAUGAAGAGAGGGAGGAAGAGGAGCAAAAGGCAGAAGUGACAAGUAUGGAUGAGGCUUUGAGGACAGUGACUGAUACUGCUGACGGCAGUCAAGAAGAUUUCCUCAAGCAGAACUUUGAGACGCUGGCAGAGAGCUGCAGCACAGCUGAGCAGAGCAGAGUCCCAAGGCUCAGUAUGUCUUCACGCUUCCUGGCCAGAGGACAUAAUAACAGGGGUGUGCCUAUAUUUGCCGAAGUGCAAGGAAAAGAACAAGGCAGCCACUCUACUAAGCCCCCAGUGUCAAAAGUGAGGCCCUUGAUGGAAGAUGGCCGGAGCAGAAACAUGAAAGACAAGACCCCCGUGGCAGAUGCUCCAGAGAGGGACUGUACUCCUACCCUUGGACCCCAAAAGAAGAAGACUUCAGGGUCCCAGCUGUGGAGGAUGUCCAACCCUCCGUCCAAAGCUCCGCUGCUGUUGGACGGAACGACAUGUUUAAAGAAAUCACACUCUACCCAGAACCUGGCCUCGGACUCUCUUCGCUCCCCUGUGCCGUCUAGUGACCGAAAGGAGUUAAGUAAGAGACCACAGCAGCUUUUCUUGGAUUGUGACAUACCAAGGCUGUCCUUCCACUUUUCUUCACCAUCCUCUGGCUCGCCACAGUCUCCCCAGUCCCCCCUGCCUUGGGAGAGCCCCAAACUCAAGCCCCAGUACUCCUACAUGAACCCCACAGCCAGCUCCAUGGCCAAAAGCAGCCGGUCCUCUUCUCUUGGGGACGGUAUCCAGAUGGGUACUCCAGAUAGCUCCCCCUCCUUCUCCAAGGACAGGAGGUCAUCUGGGGAGAUGGAAGUCGAGCCCCCACUGCUCACCUCAUCUCCAGUCACUGCGUUCCCAUCUUCUGUCUCAACAUCAUCAUCAUCAUCCAUCUUAUCGUGUUCUCUAUCAAACAGUCCCUCCCCUGCUUCUCCCUAUCUUACAGCUACAGUUUCACCCACUUCUUUUAUCCAGAACAUCCCACCCUCUCGCAUACCGCUUCCGAAGCAACCUCUCAGCCCUCGACGCAGCCUCUGCCUGGAGGUAAAACCAAGCUCAAGUUGGUCUGGUGGCCUGGCGAGGGGUUCUACAGUAGACCCUGGAUGUUAUGUUCCAGGAAACAAACAAGCACUAGGUAGACAUCUGUCUUUAAGUUUGGAUCUUUCUUUGCCAAGUUCAUUACCAGUGAAGCAGAGGAGAGGCUCAUUUUCUGAGAGUGCCAAGGAGCCAGGAGAGGUGGUUAUUGCUAAAGAGUGCCCUCUGGUGCCCGAACAGGCCCACACAUCGAGUGCUGACCCCCAGCCAGAUCACUCUAUCACCUUGGAAACUUGUAAGCAGGCUGUUACUGAGCUUCAUAACACUCUGAGGAAAACCAUCAUGCUCUACACUACGGUUCUACAGUGGGGCCAACAGCCCAGUGAAGAUCAACAGCAGAUGAGCAGGAUCCUGUCCGAGGCCCUGUUCACAGUUAAGACUGAGCUGGACUCUCUGCCUCACCCCACCUCACAGUGUGAAGGGCCCCAAUUGGACCAUGGGGUCAAAGGUGAGGGAGAGAAGGCCCUUGCUCUGCUGGAGCAGUACGCUGAGCUGCUCCUGAAGUCUGUGGAGAGGAGACUAGAUACCAAGCCCUGAGGAGAUAGACUGAUGUUUUCUGUGCACAUAUGCUAACAGGAGCCAGACACACGGACACAUGAACACCCAGUA